Naegleria gruberi is the source of this 2400-nucleotide messenger RNA. RefSeq names its product CAMK family protein kinase. Lineage: Eukaryota; Heterolobosea; Eutetramitea; Acrasida; Naegleriidae. The coding region runs from base 1 to 2400 and encodes 799 amino acids. The record is from RefSeq and is a predicted model, not a curated record. Gene Ontology annotation, biological process: protein phosphorylation. The transcript is spliced from 2 exons. Gene Ontology annotation, molecular function: ATP binding; protein kinase activity.
AUGUUAAAUUCUUUCCACAAGAGAGAAAGAGAAUAUUCUGAUGAAGAGGAUACAACAGUAGAAGGAAACAAGGAUGACCAAGCUGAUGAACCUACCAGUGGCCCAACUCACUUUUUUAUGCCAGAAACCUAUGAACAAGCUAUUCCGAAAAAGAAAAAGCUAAUGGACUAUGUUAAUAUUGAUAUUGAAAACAAAGUACAAUUGCCUGAAGCAGAGAGUAGGAAUGCAAUUGAACACUACCUCACAACAAAUGUUGGAGCAUCUUACUGUAAAAAGAUUGGUGAGGGAGGAGGUGGAGAUGUUUAUCUUGUAAAGAAGGGAAACACCAUGAAAGCAGUGAAACACAUUCGCAGUUUUAGUAAUGAAUAUAGUAGAUUUGAUGAGGUAUUUCAAAUUGCAAAGUUAAAGCACGACCACAUUAUUGAAAUUGAUGAUUAUUAUUUGAUUAAUAAUGAAUUUUGCUUCGAGAUGGACUAUUAUGAAAAGGGCUCAUUGGAAACAUAUAAGAAUAAGUUGACAGUGGGUCAACUAUUUCAAAUAGCAUGUCAAAUUUCAAGUGCUAUUAAAUAUAUUUCAGAACAGGAACUAUGUCAUCGAGACGUCAAAAUUGCUAACAUACUCGUGAAGGAAAUUACUGAUUCUAAUAUUUAUGUAGUAUUGACAGACUUUGGAGUAUCUUUUAAGAAAAACUCAUACAAGCCCUACCAAUUCAAAACUGGAACUGAGCAAUAUUACGAUCCAGAAAUUGAAAAAUACUUUAACACCGAAAAAAGAGGUUUACUAGAGUUUCCUUUCAAAACUGAAACUGAUUUGUACGCCCUAGGUGUAACACUUGAACGAUUAUCCAACAAAACCACUAUCAAUAGUACUCCUCUUUUGAAAGAAAUUAUUACUAGUCUUACAAAUUCAACUCUCCCAACAAGAAUGAAAAUGAUGAAUGUAUUGGCUGAUAUUUCACUUGCAACUACCAUAGCAUUUAAAGAUCCAAAAAACAGAACGCAGUGGGAUAAGUACUUGCAUGCUUGUGUUAUGAACCCAAAUUGUUUCAUAUUUUGCCCUUACAACAAAAAUAAGCGAUUUAUUUACAAAGUAUUGGAUAUCAAUCACCAUAUUUUCGAAAUGGUUCCUGACGAUUUGUUGGAUGAAAAUAUAGUUAUAAAGUCAAUAAGAGAUGUCAGAUCAGUAUUAAUAUUUCAAAACAGAAAUAAGGCUUGCAUAGAUAAGUUCAAGUCUUUAAUUUCACACCUCAUAGACGUUCAUGUACUUAGAAAUGUACAAUAUAAUACAGGAGAGAGAAUCCAGACAGAGAUGGAAAAGUUAAGUGAGAGUCAGUUGGAAAUAUUGGUAUAUUAUAACUCUCGUUUUUUUAAAUAUUUUCCGAUCAAGUACACAUUGAAUCGAAAUAUUGUAUUUUCAUUCAUCAAAAAAGUGGAAGAAUGUUUCCAGCAUUGUAGUUACCGAGACGAUGAAGAAAUAAUUCAAUAUGUACUAGAGAAAAAUCCAAAGUUUAUCACUUUCAUCAGUUUUGAGUUAAGAUUUAAAUAUGAACAACAAUAUGCAAAGGAAAUUUUGGAAGUGGAUCCGUCUUUUUAUUCAUCCUUAAGUGAAAUUAGUUUAAAAGAUAGAUUAUUUGCCAAACUUGCAAUGAAAGGCUGCAAGUCACAACGUGAUUUUGAUUCAAAUUUUGAUUGUCUACCUGAAGAUCUUAAAACUCAAGAUUUUUUUAUAGAGAUAAUUACAGAAAAUUCCAAGACUUUCCAUAAUUUGAAGAACCAUUUGGAUCAUGACUCAUUGGUACAGGGUUUCUCUCACUUGAUUCAUGCCAUUGAAGUUAAAGAACAAGGAAAUGAAUUGAUGCAAAAAUGUUCAGAUGACAUUGAAUUGGUAAAUCAAAUAAUUGAAAUAUCUCCUGAUCUAUAUGAAAAUCUAUCAUGCAAUAAUUUAAAAAAUAAUGAAAUAAUAAUUGAAACUUAUCUGAAUCAUACCUACUAUCCUCGAUUAUCCAAAGAUUUAAAACUUGAUGAUGAAUUCCAAGCAAAGCAUUUAAAAAAAUUAAUUGAUUCAGGAUACAUUACAAAACCAAAUAGAGAAUUAGUAAGGAGUGGAAUAUUUAAAUCAAAGGAUAUAGGUUUAUUGCUUUAUUUGGAAUCCAAGGAUUUAGACGACAAAGAAUUUAUGCUUCCAAUAUUAGAGAAAUUUCCUCGUGCUUAUUUGAGCUGUAGAUCCUUAUUAAUAGACAAGGAAAUAAUCAAGAUGGUCAUUCGUAAAAAUGAUGAAAUUUAUGAAGAUCUCGAUACUACUUUUCAAAAAGAUGAGGAAAUAUUAUCUGUCCUUAAUGAACCAAAAAGUUCCAUCGAUUCAAUAAUGGCAGAAGUUAAUGAUAAUACUUCUGAGAAAUAA